Molecule: messenger RNA, 3603 nt
Organism: Danaus chrysippus (African queen)
Lineage: Eukaryota; Metazoa; Arthropoda; Insecta; Lepidoptera; Nymphalidae
Source: the annotation of a GenBank genome assembly
CUGUGCUGUCGGGCCCUUGUGUUGAAAUUUGCAGACAUCGGCCGCGCCGCUAGUAAACACUCUUUAAAAAUUAACAUCCUACCAUCCAAGAAAAGUAAACGCCCGGCUGCGGAGGGUGCUCGAGUCGAUGAGAAAGGUCCGUUAAAAUUCGUUCAGCGAAUUUUUAGCAAGCCCAAAGGGAAUUGCUCCCUGUCGUUAAAGGAAAUUUCUAAGAGUUGUGGGCGACAGUCCUCGGUGGCGCGCCCGGCUAACAUGAAUCACACACCUGCACCCGACAGGCCACAGCAUGACCCUCACGUGAACCAAGUCGAAGAAAUGGAGACGCAGGAAGUGGAAACUGUUGAUACAUGCACAGAUAAGAUUUGGAUGGAGGAACUUAUCAAGGGACCCAAUGGGGGCGUAGUUAUGAGUGAUGUUAUGAAAAACCAAGAAACUUCAUCCACUGAUAUGGGGUUGGCAUGUUUGGACGCGGAAAUGGAAGACGAUGAAGCAAGAUCGGAAGCAACUUUUAGGUUCACAGUUCAUAAUUUCCGUAACCUGAAGGAUUCUGUUCUAUCACCUCCAUGCUAUGUCCGUAACCUGCCAUGGAAAAUCAUGGUGAUGCCCCGUCAAGCCCCAUCCCCUGACCGUCAACAGCAGAAGUCGUUGGGUUUCUUCCUUCAGUGCAACGGGGAGAGCGAGUCCUCAUCGUGGUCCUGUCAUGCGAUGGCCGAACUGAGACUGCUCUCCCACAAACCCGAAACUGAGCCGUUCUAUAGAAAGAUUCAGCAUUUGUUUUAUAGUAAGGAAAACGAUUGGGGUUUCUCCCACUUCAUGUCAUGGAAUGAUGUAUUGGACCCCGAGAGGGGUUACAUUAAGGAUGAUUCCAUCACACUAGAAGUCCAUGUUACUGCGGAGGCGCCCCACGGAGUCUCCUGGGACUCGAAGAAGCACACCGGCUAUGUUGGUCUUAAGAAUCAAGGAGCCACCUGCUAUAUGAAUUCCCUUCUUCAAACUUUGUAUUUCACCAAUCAGUUGAGGAAAGCUGUUUACAAAAUGCCCACAGAGUCAGAUGACAGUACACGGUCUGUAGCUUUAGCCCUACAAAGAGUGUUCUAUGAAUUGCAAUUCUCCGAUAAACCAGUUGGCACUAAGAAGCUCACUAAGAGUUUUGGUUGGGAAACUCUCGAUUCAUUCAUGCAACAUGAUGUACAGGAGUUUUUGAGGGUGCUGCUAGACAAAUUGGAAAGCAAGAUGAAAGGUACCUGUGUGGAGGGAACUGUACCUAGAUUGUUUGAAGGGAAGAUGACUUCAUACAUUAAGUGCAAGAACGUUAAUGUUUCCAGUACAAGAGUCGAAACUUUCUAUGAUAUACAGCUCAACAUUAAAGGGAAAAAAAACAUUGAUGAGUCAUUCAAAGAUUACAUAAGCACCGAGACUCUGGAUGGUGAGAACAAGUAUGAUGCUGGUGAGCACGGGUUACAAGAGGCUGAGAAGGGCGUCAUCUUCGCUGCGUUCCCGCCGGUUCUGCACCUGCACCUCAUGAGGUUCCAAUAUGACCCCAUCACGGAUAGCUCGGUGAAGUUCAAUGACAGGUUCGAGUUCUACGAGCACAUCAACCUGGACGCGUACCUGCAGGAGAAGCCGGAGACGCCCGCCGACUACACGCUGCACGCGGUGCUCGUGCACUCGGGCGACAACCACGGGGGGCACUACGUGGUGUUCAUCAACCCCAGGGGGGACGGGAAGUGGUGUAAGUUUGACGACGACGUGGUGUCACGCUGCACCAAGCAGGAGGCGAUCGAGUACAACUACGGCGGCCAGGACGAGGACAUGGCGCUCACGGUCAGGCACUGUACCAACGCUUAUAUGUUGGUCUAUAUUAGGGAUUCUCAAUUAAAGACUGUGUUACAAGAGGUCACUCAAGCAGACAUACCGACGGAACUCAGCGAACGAUUGGCGGACGAGAAGAGAAUAGAAACUAUCCGCCGCAAGGAGCGCAACGAGGCGCAUCUAUACAUGAACGUGAACGUGGUACUCGAAGAAGCGUUCGACGGACAUCAAGGGAAUGAUCUGUACGAACCGGAGAGGGCUCACUGCCGCGUGCUGAGGGUCCGGAAGCAGGCGACGCUGGCAGAGCUGCUGGCGGCGCUGUCGGACCACUUCCGGUAUCCGCGGGCUCACCUACGGCUGUGGCCGUUUAGCGCUCGCUCCAACCAGACGUGCCGCCCAACCUGUCUAGAUAUAGCCAACGACCAAAACAAAACUAUAGUAGACAUAUCAGAGAAUAUGAACCCGUGGAGUGUGUUCCUAGAGAUGUUACCGCCGGACUCGGGACUGAACGCACUGCCGCCCUUCGACAAGGAGAACGAUGUAGUGCUGUUCUUUAAGUUCUAUGAUCCCAAACAGAAGAGGAUCCACUACUGCGGACAUCACUACUUACCGAUAGCAAGCAAACCCGCUGACUUGAUACCCAUACUUAAUAAGAGGGCUGGCUUCCCCCCGGACACUCCUUUGAACUUAUAUGAAGAGAUCAAACCAGAUUUUGUGGAGAAAAUCAACAAUUAUAAUGAUCCCCUCGAAAAGGUAUUGGACGAGCUGAUGGACGGGGACAUCAUCGUGUUCGAGCGGGCCGAGCGACACGACGACCUCGAGCUGCCGACCUGCCAGGACUACUUCAAGUACAUCUUCUACAAGGUGGAGGUGCAGUUUGUUGACAAGACCGUGCCCAACGACCCCGGAUUCACAAUGGAGCUUUCGAUGCAGAUGCGUUACGAUCAGAUGGCGCGUGCUGUCGGCCAGCGGCUGAACGUGGACCCCUUCCUCAUACAGUUCUUCAAGUGUCAGAAUUACAAGGACACGCCGGGGAUGCCGCUCCGGUACUCGUACGACGGCAUCCUCAAGGAGCUGCUGGUGUACUGCAAGCCCAAGUGCCCCAAGAAACUGUUCUACCAGAUACUGUCCAUCAAGGUCAACGAACUCGACAACAAGAAGCAGUUCAAGUGUCUAUGGGUCGGUCCGAAUUAUAAAGAAGACAAGGAGUUAAUUUUAUAUCCAAAUAAAGGUGGUAAAGUGUCGGAUAUUUUAGAAGAGGCGGCCAAAGUAGUGGAAAUGUCUCCCGAGGGAUCUGGAAGGUUAAGGAUCGUGGAGGUGUCGUGUCACAAGGUGUUGCCGGGGCCGGACCCCGAGCUGACGCUGGACCAGGUGACCAUCUCCCCGCCGCGCCUCUAUAGGAUAGAGGAGAUACCGCGCGACGAGAUCGACCUACAGGAGGACGAGAUCCUGGUGCCGUGCGCUCACUUCCAGAAGCAGGUGUACUCAACAUUCGGCAUACCGUUCUACGCGAGACUCAAACACCACGAGCCCUUCGCCGCGCUCAAGGAUCGGCUGCAGAGGAAGUUAGAUGUGCCUGACAAGGAGUGGGAGAAGUACAAUUUUGCAAUAGUGACGAAUGGCCGACCUAAUUAUAUAAGUGAAGGAGCAACUAUUAACAUAUACGACUUCAGAACUACUAGUAAUGCGAAUGCGACGGGUCGGCCGUGGUUGGGUCUUGAACACAUCAACAAAACGCCAAAACGUUCGCGUGUCAACUACCUCGAGAAACCCAUCAAGAUAUAUAACUGA